This is a messenger RNA of Balaenoptera musculus (blue whale), 3087 nucleotides long. It is a transcript of the gene FAM43A, whose product is annotated as family with sequence similarity 43 member A. The transcript has a single exon. Lineage: Eukaryota; Metazoa; Chordata; Mammalia; Artiodactyla; Balaenopteridae. The record is from RefSeq and is a predicted model, not a curated record. Bases 936 to 2231 code for a protein of 431 amino acids.
UUACCCGAGAUCUUCCUCCCAGACGGCAAGGAUGUGAGGCUGGCGAGGCAGCUAUCGCUCGCGACACCGGAGGGGGCGCGCAGCAAAGGCUGGCAGCCGAGCCAGGGGAUCCCGGGAGCGCAGUCGGACACCCUCCGGAGGGAAGAAAUGAGGUAGCGACCAUCCCCGGAGCCGACCAUGCGCACGCCCCGCCCUCGGAGCCUGGCGCUGCCCUGGCGGAGCCAGCCCGGACAGUGAGCCGGAGAAGCCCGAGUCCCCGGCGUCCUGCGGGAGAGAAGAUGCAGUGAGCCACGGCGGGACUGCUGCGCUGGGCCCGCCGCGGCCAGCCGGACCCACCAUCUGAGCGCACUUGGGGCAAGCAGCUGAUUCUGGGACCCGCUCAGCCGAGGGCCUCUCUGCCUCCAGCACCCCUUGGGGGUGGGGAGCACCGACCCCUGGGCACACUAGCGGUUGAGUUUCCGCGGUUUCUGGCCCUAGCCCUGGGGAUUGUGUGUGUGAGUGUGAGAGGGGGCCCCUUUUCACCUUCGCCGAGGAGUUCCUGCGUAUUCUCGCACCAUCCCGGCUGCUUUUGCUGCACGCGCGCAUCCCUUUUUUCUAAAGACAUUUUCUGCUCCACUCUCGUGCUUUCUCUCAUUUUGCUUGCCCAAGACUCUUUGCCCUGGUCCUGCCCAGGCUGGGGUAAAUCUGUGUGCUCCUCCCUCCCCCCCACUCGUUGCAGUUAAAUCCUCUUUAAAAAAAAUUCUACCCCUACCUCUUUCGGCGGGGUUCUCGAACAUCUCCCCCGCCCCCACUCCCUCCGACUGGGCCACUCCCAGCAGAGUUUUAUUUUUCGGUCUUGCCCCGGCCGGGCCCGGCCGGGGCGGGUGGCUCAGCCGGGCUCUCAAUCGGCGCUCCGCCGCCGCCGCCGCCCAGCUGCGCUGGGGCGCCCUCCGGAGAUGCUGCCGUGGAAGAAGCACAAGUUCGAGCUGCUGGCCGAGGCGCCGCCACGGCAGGCGUCCAAACCCAAGGGCUACGCGGUGAGCCUGCACUACUCGGCGCUCAGCUCUCUGGCGCGGGCGUGCCCCGAAGGCGCGCUCAGCCGGGUGGGCAGCAUGUUCCGCUCCAAGCGCAAGAAGCUGCACAUCACCAGCGAGGACCCAACUUACACCGUGCUCUACCUGGGCAAUGCCACCACCAUCCAGGCGCGCGGCGACGGCUGCACCGACCUAGCGGUGGGCAAGAUCUGGAGCAAGAGCGAGGCGGGCCGUCAGGGCACCAAGAUGAAGCUGACUGUGAGUGCGCAGGGCAUCCGCAUGGUGCACGCCGAGGAGCGUGCGCUGCGCCGCCCGGGCCACCUCUACCUGCUGCACCGCGUUACCUACUGCGUGGCGGACGCGCGACUGCCCAAGGUCUUCGCCUGGGUGUACCGGCACGAGCUCAAGCACAAGGCGGUAAUGCUGCGCUGCCACGCGGUGCUGGUGUCCAAGCCCGAGAAGGCGCAGGCCAUGGCCCUGCUGCUUUACCAGACGUCAGCCAACGCUCUGGCGGAAUUUAAACGGCUCAAGCGGCGGGACGAUGCGCGUCACCAACAGCAGGAGCUGGUGGGCGCGCACACCAUCCCGCUAGUGCCUCUGCGCAAGCUGCUCCUGCACGGACCCUGCUGCUACAAGCCGCCGGUGGAGCGCAGCCGCAGCGCGCCCAAGCUCGGCUCCAUCACCGAGGAUCUGCUCGGCGAACAGCAGGAGCAGGAGCUGCAGGAGGAAGAGAGAGGGUUGCACACGGAGGGCUGCCCGGAGGAGGAGGAGGAGGAGGAGGAGGAGGAGGAGGAGGACCGAGCCGGGGAGGGAGACCCGGCAGAGCAAGAGGCCGAGGCGCAGCGGGCGCUGGUGGUGGCCAUGCACUUCGAAUGCGGGGACUUGCUGGACACGCUGGAGAGUGGCCGCGAAGAGGCGCUGGGGGGCGGCGGGGUCUCGCCGGGUCCUGAGGCUGUGUCGCCGUCUCUGCUGCUGGGCAGCACCUCCGACAUGAAGGCCGAGCUGUCCCAGCUUAUUAAUGAUCUGGGAGAGCUCAGCUUCGGCAACGACGUACGCAGCCUGCAGGCCGACUUGCGGGUGACGCGCCUACUGUCGGGUGAGAGCACGGGUAGCGAGAGCUCCAUCGAAGGAGGGGCCCCGGAACCCACCACUACCACCGCCGGGGACCAGUCCGACCCCGCCGACUGCGCCAGCUCAGACGAGCCCCACUCGGGCUGAGCUCCCAGCAAUGUCCUGUGCGCUCCCCUGUUGCCCCAUCGUGACCCCCCCCUCUCUCCACCACUUCCUUACCUUCCCGACCCCCCCCCCCAAAGAAAGGGGAAAGGGGACACUUGAGGCCCAGACCCUCCCCCACCCCCAUACGUUUGGCUCUGUUUGAAGCAGGGCUCAGAUUGCACGUGGAGAUAUGGGGGAGGGAAACUCUACAAGGAAGGGGAGAGAGGCAGCCUCUGGGGUCUGGGGAGGGGAAGGGCAGCUGGUGUUAGCAAAGCCCCACAGGCGUGAGGUGUCUGCCGGCCAGUUUCCUGUUUGUGGGGCAGCUGGGGCCUGAGGAGGAGGGGUUAACUUCCUCCACCAGCCCCCAACUGGGAGCGGCCUGGCGCUGUCAUUGACAUGUCAUUAAAAAAAAAAAAAAGAAUUUGCUCUCACAAUGUUUGAGGCUUUAGUGCCACCUCCUUGCCCCCAGUCUUUUUGGUGCGAGAGCUUGGGUUGUUUACCUCAGACUCAGACCCUUGAAAUUCUGCCAAAUUCCUCAAAUAACUGGUGGGGAAGGGAGGAGGGGAGAAAGAAAGUUGCAUUUUGUUUACAGUUAAAGACAUCUAAUAUCUAAAAAAGGAGUUUUCCUUUAGAAACACACACACCUUGCUCCCGCUCAAAAGAUCUCACUCCAUGAUACUGUGUAAAAUAUUUUUGCACUGUUGUGAAGUAUUUUUGACAUCUUUUUGGUUUUUUUUUUUUUGUACAUAACUGUGUUCUGAGUCCAAUGUUUAUAUCUUUUGCUGUGCAAAAGGGACAUGUAAAAUGUUGUUCAGCUGUAUAUACAGAAAUGUGUAUAAAACAUUUUGUUAUUUUUAAA